AUGGCUGUCCUCGAUGAACUGCCUCCUGAAAUCAUCAGGAUGGUUUGCGCGUUCCUCCAUCCUCCCGAUGUGCCGCUGAACACCGUUGUCGCCGAUACAGGUCACCUACGGGAAGAAAUCAUCGGUCACUCAGCCUACCACACCAUUAGCGUCCCCCAGCUUGGCAUACGUCCCCUUCUGAGUCUGCUCCGUCUCAUCAUCAAUAAGCCUGCAAUUGGCGCCGCUGUAAAGCGUCUCAAUCUGGAGAUGUCGGAUCGGUAUAGGCUUAAGGAAGAUGAAGAUGAAGAUGAACUUUCCCCCUUCACGUCAUUCGAUAUUCUUUUUAUACAGCAGGCUUCCGUUUCCGCAGGCGUUACCCCCAGCACCAUCUCUGGAAAGUGCAGGCUCUCCUUGACGAUGGUUUCGAUUAAUACGAUGAAGUUCAAGCUCAAAGGCACAAAUUCCUCGCUGUCCUUCUGCUUCACAACAUGAAGAAUCUUGAGGAACUUGCUUGCAACAGUACUUUAGAAGGAGGAUGGAUGAUUGGCACGGAUGUUGGCGCCGCCUUCAACUGCCCGCCGAUUCCUGGAAUAACUUCAUUGGCC
This is a messenger RNA of Colletotrichum phormii, 584 nucleotides long. RefSeq lists its product as uncharacterized. The coding region runs from base 1 to 471 and encodes 156 amino acids. The transcript is spliced from 2 exons. The record is from RefSeq and is a predicted model, not a curated record. Lineage: Eukaryota; Fungi; Ascomycota; Sordariomycetes; Glomerellales; Glomerellaceae.